AUGGAAAGAUGCGGAGUCUGCAUGCAUCCAGGAAUUACAUGGCAAGUCAACUGCUGCGCACGCGGCAAGCGUUGGAUUUGUGAUGAUUGCCGCAGUGUUGUCUGCAAAUAUUGCAAUGCUGAGCCCGAAGACCAUCUAACCGAGCUGUCUCUGGAUUCUGAUGAUUGUGAUGAGACAGACCUGGGUUACUGCGAGCCGGAACCUGAAGUAGACCCAGCAGGUAAAUGUCUCCUGCUCUUCGAUUUGAAUGGAACGUUAGGCUUCCAGCCCAGACAGGGAGGUCACUUGCAGGGAAGUCAUGUCGCAAACGUCGAUUCUUCUGAGCUCCCGGAGGGCUAUCACGGCAUCGCAUCUCGGUUUUACCACAGGCAGCACAGCCGCGGCUUACUGGAGCUUCUGCAGCAGAAUCGUAGGCGCUGUGAUUGGGGAUUCUACACCACCAAAACCUGGAAGAAUGCUGUGCCGAUGGCUCAGGCUGUUCUGCGUCACGAUCUUCGCAUUGAAGCUGUGCCUGAUGGCGAUGCUCCGAAGCUUAGGUUGAACGGCAGCACCAGCCAUUACGGCUCCUUUGUCUGGCUGUUUGACCAAGCGUACUGCAAGUUCAUACCGCGUGACGCCGAUGCGCAUGGGACAGACAAAUAUCAGCAUGGUGACACAGGCGGCCUUUGGGUUUUCGAUCUCACCAGCAUCGAGCCCGUUGUGGCCUCCGAGGGUUACAGGCGCAUCGUGGUUGUGGCUGGCAGUCAGCGGAAACUGUCCAACUUGCCACAGCAUUCGCGCCUGCCUUGUGACGACUACACAGAAGCCCUGGUGUUUGAUCCGGAAAGCGAUGAAAGCCUGCUACACGUCCGGAAUGUUGUGGCCAGUAUCAUCAGAAACGAAUCCGUGGAGGGUCAUUGCGUGGAAAUGGAAGGUAGCGCGAUAGAUUCUUGUCGUACAUUCCAUGCAGGUAAAGCCAACAUCGGAAGCCUCUUGCACUCCGGGACCUUCCAGUAG
This is a messenger RNA of Symbiodinium necroappetens, 996 nucleotides long. The record is from the annotation of a GenBank genome assembly. NCBI's taxonomy places the organism in Eukaryota, Dinophyceae, Suessiales, Symbiodiniaceae.